This is a messenger RNA of Cryphonectria parasitica EP155, 1716 nucleotides long. RefSeq lists its product as uncharacterized. Bases 1 to 1716 code for a protein of 571 amino acids. The record is from RefSeq and is a predicted model, not a curated record. Gene Ontology annotation, biological process: transmembrane transport. The transcript has 3 exons. Lineage: Eukaryota; Fungi; Ascomycota; Sordariomycetes; Diaporthales; Cryphonectriaceae. Gene Ontology annotation, molecular function: transmembrane transporter activity.
AUGAAGCAAGGCAACAAGACGGGCACGUGCCCGCAGACAAGGAAGCGCCAAGCGGUCGAACCUCCCUAUUCCUCCUUCUCGCUGUGGGAAAAGCGUUUCAUCGUCCUAGCCGCCGCCCUCAGCGCCUUCUUCUCCCCCUUGACGGCGCAGAUCUACUUUCCCGCCCUGAACGUCCUCGCAGACGCGUUCCAUGUCAGCACGUCCAAGAUCAACCUGACCAUCACGACAUACAUGGUCUUCCAGGGGGUCACUCCCAUGUUCAUUGGGGGAUUCGCCGACACAGGCGGUCGUAGACCGGCCUACGCAGUAUGUUUUGUGGUAUACAUCGGUGCCAACAUUGGUGUGGCCUUGUGCCAGAACUAUGGGCAAUUACUGGUUCUGCGUUGCCUGCAGUCAGCUGGCUCGGCCAGCACUGUCGCCCUGUGCCAGGCCGUCAUCGCUGACACCAUCACCUCCGCGGAGAGGGGCCAGUACAUUGGCAUCACGGUUCUCCCAAUCGUGCUGGCGCCUUCAUUGGGCCCAGUGCUUGGUGGCAUUCUCACCCAGUAUUUGGGCUGGAGAUCCAUCUUCUGGUUCCUCACCAUCCUAGCUGCCGUGACGCUCGUCUUGAUCCUGUUCUUCUUCCCUGAAACGUGCCGCAGACUUGUCGGCGAUGGCAGUGUCAGGCCUCAUCCGGUCUACAGAACACUCUGGCAGGUCAUCAAGGACAGCCACCGGAGGCGGAAAGCUGAGAAGUCCAAGGACCUUGAUCAGCUUCAUCGCAUCCACACAGCCACAUCGAGCAAGUCGCGCCCCAAGUUGAAGGUCGCCUUUGGUAACCCUUUUGACUCGGUCAUGCUGCUCUUUGAACCUGUCCUCGGCCUGCUCCUCUUCUACAGCGCUGUGGUCUUUGCAGGAUUCUAUGCGAUUGCCACCGCCAUGUCUGAGCAGUUCAAGGAGAUCUACGGGCUAGGUGAGAUUGAGAUUGGUCUCAUGUACCUACCCAUGGCUGGCGGAUCGGUUGUCGCCGCCUUCAUCGUCGGUCCCGCGAUCAAUUGGAACUACCGUCGGCACGCUAAACGACUCGGCAUGACCUUGACUAAGGGCCGUCAGGACGAUCUUACCAACUUUCCCAUAGAGAGGGCGCGUAUUGAAGUCGGCCUCCCGUUGCUAGGCCUCGCAACCUGCGUCCUGUUCGCUUGGGGCUGGGCGCUGCAGUACAAAGCUAGCAUUGCAGUGCCCGCCGUGCUGUUGUUCCUCAUGGGUAUCGGAAUGAUCGGUUUCAACAAUACCUCCAGCGUUCUCGUCGUCGACAUGUACCCAGGCAAGGCAGGUGCCGCAACCGCCGCGAACAAUCUGACCAGAUGUCUCGUCGGUGCUGCAGCGACUGCGGCCAUUACUCCCAUGAUUAACGGUAUCGGGUCAGGAUGGGCUUUCACAAUAUUUGGGUUCCUGUACCUUAUUGGCGGUCCCAUCUUGCUUGUCAUCAUGAAAAAUGGUAUCAAGUGGAGGCGACAGCUCAGGGAAAAGCAAGCCAGGAAGGAGGCUCUCGCCAAGGUUGGAGAUCAUGAGAACAAUGCCUCUAAUCUGCCUACUGCGGCUUCAGGCCCUCCGAGGACGAAGGCUGGGAGCAUCCCUGAGAAAAGCCAUAAAGAACGAAGGCAUCUAACACUAUCACGACACUGUGCGGUGGACAAGGCUACAAAACAUGUGCAUAGUCUGGGGAAAAUGAAAUAG